Messenger RNA from Medioppia subpectinata, 318 nucleotides. The record is from the annotation of a GenBank genome assembly. Lineage: Eukaryota; Metazoa; Arthropoda; Arachnida; Sarcoptiformes; Oppiidae.
AUGUUGAAAUACCUAGCGAAGAAAAAAAUGUCAGUGAAAAUGUACAAUCAAGUGAAGCGUCUGAUUAUAUUACUACUGAUAUCGAGUCUAAUCGGCCGACACUUGGCUUUUGAGGAGUUCAGCGGCCAGUUAUUAGCCGCUGAGUCCAGUGUUCCGCCAACUAUUCGCUCACCCCUUAGGUUUGGCAAACGGUUCACAUCUAACCAACUCGUGGCCACACCCGUCGGCCCCGACCACAACACUAUCCUCAAGCGCUGGUGCUUUUGUUAUGUCCGCCGAUUAUCCGACAGUUUGCCCGACGACUCCACUGAACACAAA